Molecule: messenger RNA, 7112 nt
Organism: Bicyclus anynana (squinting bush brown)
Lineage: Eukaryota; Metazoa; Arthropoda; Insecta; Lepidoptera; Nymphalidae
Exons: 2
Coding region: 244-1599 (451 amino acids)
Biological process (GO): regulation of mitotic nuclear division; negative regulation of meiotic nuclear division
Cellular component (GO): nucleus
Source: RefSeq, a predicted model, not a curated record
AUGACAAUAGAUAUGAAAAUUGAAAAAAAAGCUUCACCUUCAAGUUCAGUUGAUGUUUUACAAAGUGUAACGUAAAUAAAUUUACUUCAAUUUGCAAUAAACUGCUACUAUAACAUUGUUACACUCAAUCUUGUGUGCAGUAAAAAGAAGUUUGAAAUGUCCGUAAGCGUAGCCAUGAAGAAUGUGAUAUAAAAGUUUUGUAUAACUUUCCAAACCUUGAAUUCCAAUUGUCCACGAAACGAUAUGGAUAUUCACUCUGAAUACAUGGAACCUGUAACGCCAGGGCUUACUUACGAUAAUGUCGCCUACUGGAAGACUGAAGACAGCGGAUAUCAUACUUCAUAUACACCGGAAUCCCUGGAGUGUUCGGAGAUACGGAGUGAAAACUUCAACCCGACAAUAUUUAAAAGCCAAAUUGGCUUUACGGGACAGUUUCAAGUAGGUUGUUACGAUAUCCAAUCCGAUGUCAACUUUCGACCAACAUUACAAUUUAGUACAGGAAUUAUCAGGUCAAAGGAAAGUUACUCUGAAUCACCACAAAACCGUAGAGGCGUCAAACGCUCAUACAAUGGAGAGCCAGAAAAUAGAGACAACAUUAACUAUGGCACUAUUCCUACUCCAACUAGUAUCAUAGCAGGAGGACUCUGUAAGCUAAGAUUUAGUGAUAAAAAGUUCAAUGCAACAUAUUCCUCUCUAAGUUUAGAUUCAGCUGAUCGUCUAACAGGAGAUUUAUGCUCAAGAAAUGAUCACACGCACACACCAUAUCCAACGACGCCCAUUAAGAAAGUAUGCAGAAGUAAUUGCAAAAUAAUUAGUCCUCUAAACCCAAGAAAACCGGCAAAGAAACUUAACUUUGCUAUGCACUCACUCUCAUGUGAUACACAAGCGUUACAGCCAGUUAUCAAGCCUGUCAAAUCUCAAAAUAAUGCUAUUAAAGCAUAUAAGUUUAGACCUAAUCAGAAAAUAGAUAUUAUUAAGAUGUUGUACCAAGAAGCACAUGUUUUGCCGCCUGUAAUGAAAAUUUUUGAUUAUUUGUCAAAUGAAGAUAUAUAUAGGUUCACUCUUGUGAGUCCUGUAUGGCAAAGAGUUUGGGAAGACGUCAGUAAGGCAAAGGCAAAGAAACAGGAGUAUUUACACUACCUCAAGGAUGUUAGGGAUAAUCAGGAAAAUAAAACAACAACUCCCAAAAGCACUGAUGCAAAUCAGAUAAGACCUUUAAUGGAAAUUCACAAUGUACUGAAUAAUCACAAUUCUUUAGUUAAGUCUAUAAGCACUCCUAUUAGUCCGCCAGGAACACCUAAAACCAUUAGGUUUAAAAGGUUUACUAAGGCUGCCUCAUUGGAUUUACGCAAGCAACUAUCCUGUGUCCGAUGUCAGCAACCUGCCAAAGUUACAGAAGAAACUACAGGGGAGGAAUGGGUGGAAUGCACUAGUACCAUUUGCUCCUACCAGUUUUGCAGGUUUUGUAAGUGUGAUAGACAUCCAGGUAAGAAUUGCUUCAAAUAUGACCUCGACGGCCCUAGUCCUUCAAAGAGGAAGAAAAAUGUGUGUGCUGUAGGAACCAAGAAGAGCAGAAAAAACUUAAGGAGACUCCUAUGACUUUAAUAUUGUAGAAAUGUAAAGAUACCAGUGAUUUAUAAUGAAAGGUUUUGUUUGCAUUCCAUACCCAAAGAUAUGAUGAUUUAAAAAAUCAUUUGUAAGAGAUUAGUUUGAAGUAAUUUUCGAUUAAUACAAUUGGGGAUCCCCCAUGUCUGAUAUUGUGCCAUUUUUUUUAUUAAAAAUAAUUUUAUAGUAUGACAGAAUUAACAACUUUAGUCCUGCUAGUUUACCUAAUUACAAAUUUUACUAUGAUUUCUAAAGGUAACAACUUUGUUUAUUAUCUUAUAGUUGAAGUACAUUAUUUAUUGAUUACUUGAUUGGUUGAGAUUAAUUUGUAUAAUAAUUAAAUAUUGCUUAAUUUAGAAUAUCUUCAUUUUAAUUCUUUAGUAACUGGAUAAUAAAUGCAUACUGCCUGUAGUUUCUUGUAAGUAGCAGGCUUGAUGUAUAAUUGAUUUGAUUGUAUGAUGUAAUUUCACUUAUAUUGAUCUAUUAACAAAUGCUUUUUGAUAUGAUUGAAUGGUGUAUGAAAAUACAUUCAUUUGCCAGCAGUUACAUUACAGAUAUAUAAAUGAAAGUUAUCUUUUGAUUUAUUUAAAACAAAGUUGUAAAUCAAAUAAAUUACCUUUAGAAUUUUAUUGCGUUUAUUAAAAAAAAAUCAUGAAGGAUUCGAAGGAUGGAUACCCAAAACGUAGGAUAUUGUAAUAGACUGAUUUUUUAUUGCCAUAAACAAUAACAUUAGGUGGGCAGGUUUUUGUGUUUUAUAUAAUAAGUAUCUAGUUUGGCUCAAAAUUUAAUGGGUUUAAUAUUUUAAUUGUAACUAGUUAUUAUAUAAAAAUUUGAAAUGUUUUGCCAUAAAAUUGAAUUAACAAUAAUCUUUAAAAUAAGUACAAAGAACAGCAACUGUGAUAUUACAGGUAAUAUUUCAUCUGUUUUAACACUUCAAUGCACACUUGACAUUUUUGCACUGUACAUACUUGUAAUGGUCAACAAUGUCUUACCUCACUCAUUUAGUAAUACAUAUUUUAAACUUUAGCCACUGAUUAGGGUUAUUAAAAUUUACAUCAUAGUAGUGUGACAUCACUGUAAUGUAUUUAUUCUAAGUCCAUAGUUAAGAUAUUUUAAGAUUUAUUGUGAAUUUUUUAUUUUAACAGUUUGAAAAUUCUCUUUACAAUUAAUCACAUUGAUCACACAAUAUUAAUUUAUGUAUGUAUUCUUUUAAUCUGAGAUAUAUUGUUAUAUCUUAUUUAAUUUAUUCAUUUUAUUUAAUUUUGAAUGUUGGUUAUAACAUUUAAAAUUAUAUAAAAUUAAUUAUAGUUAAAUUUGAUUUUAAUAUGUAGUGUCCAAAUUCGUGUCAAUAGUAAAUUCUUUGUCUAAUUCUCAAUAUUGAAAUAUGUUUUAAUAAUAUUUGAGGAGAAACUGUUAAUUUAUCUUUUUAUCUGUGUAGUAUAUAUUUUUUAAAUAAUUUCUCAAAUAUUAGAAAAGAUGAUCUUACAAUAUGAAUGAACAUAUUAUAACUGUAAUUAUACUUUUAAUGAGAAUUUUCGUUGCAUCAAGACAUUGAAAUAUAAUACUCUCACUAUUUUCUAGUCUCCAAUAUUAAGAUCCUUUUUCAUUCUACUCUGGCGAAGGUAAUGGUUAUUAAAAUGAUUUACAUUGAUCAUCGAAAUUCAUCUUAAAAUUUGCGUAAAUCUUCGAUAAAGAAAUAGCCAUGGUUGGCUACCUACAUACUAUUUCAAACGAUCUAUUUAACCGUCUCCCGCGAAUAAUUGACGAUUUGUUAAUUAUUCAAAUGAUCUGUCAAUUUAAUUUAUUCGCACACGUAUAAACUGAACACUUACAUUUAUCCAUGUACACCUAAAGCUAUAGGAACAGUAGUAUAUAAAAUUGGCAAAAAAGAAACUGGUACCCAAGAAGUAUCAUCUACUUUAAUUUUAAAACCUGUUUUGUAACGGCAAUACUUGCGAGUCAAUAUCCUGAUCAAUUAGGGAAUGUAGGUUGAAUAACUUUGGUAGAUAUUUGAAGGGUUAAGAACAGUGAUACGUGCGGUUUACUUAAAAACUUGUAUCCAUUAAUUUCUUACACAUGUAAUCUUGUUGUUUGAAACCUGUUCUUAAAACGGCAAUACUUGACCAAGCAGCGGGAAUACUGUACAAGAAGUGUGGAAAAAGUGACUUUCGCAUUACCAUUUCAGUGUCAGCAGUUAUAGUUAGUAAACUUAUUGGUAUUUAGCUCUCAUUCGCACGAGAGUUUUUUUAACGGACGUUAAAAGUGCGUUCAAAUAUAGUAUAAAUUUAAAUGAAGGUCUAUUUCCGACGCCCAAAAUUGAUAAUGCAACACUGCUCGAAAAAAAGGACCGUGCUUUAAAAACGCUGUCGUGUGAACAUAUACUUACUUGGGAACGCAUUUGUUGUAUUUGAACGCUUUUUUAAUGUUCGUUAAAAAAUCUCUCGUGCGAAUGCUUACGUUUUAAGUAAUUCUCAUAUUUUGUGAAACAAAAAACGAAUUCAGUAUAAUGAAUACUGGUUUGUUUGUUUAGUUUUGAAACUCACAAUCCGCAUUCCGCAUACAUUAAUACAUCACUUUCGUUAUUAUAUAAAUUUUUCAAGACUUGAAAUGACUUUGAAAAUAACUCUCACAGUAAAAAAAAAUACUUAAUCACUUCAACACACUCGUAAUCUUUAUCAUAGUUAAUUUCAUCAGUACCUUUAAAUAAGGCCUUGUUUGGGACCAAUACUCUUGUGUUUGUUGUAUAUUUUAAAAAUGUAAAUAAUAUUUAGCAAUUCUUCUACUCUUUAAUCUGAAAAGACAAGUCAUUUUAGUUAACUUUUUUGUAAUUUUUAAUUUAAAUAAGUUUUAGUUUUUAUUCGAUUUUGCAUCGUUUUACUCAAAUUCAGUUUAACAAUGAAAUGAUUUCAAGAAAGUGUUAUUUUUAAGAAUUUUAAGGUUUAUGAGGCAAUUUUUAUAUCUUGGAUUAUAAAAUACCCAAAGUACCUAUGUAAUGGGACUAUACAAUACAAAACACGUUAUCUUGUUCCGGCUGCAUAUCAAUUAAGUUUUGCAUAAAACUUAUAAUUAGACAUCGCGGUUAAUUCUAUUUUUAUACAUUAUUGCAUAUUUUAGUACUUUUUCAUUGAUAGUGCUUAAAUCAGUAGUAUGUCGUCGAAGUGAUUUCUUCUACAAAUGCUAGUACAAGCUGUAUUGUUUUAUGCUGAUAAUUUUAAAGUCAUAAAACAAGUAAGAACCUAUACUACAGCCAUACUGGAUGUGUACUGUUUACCAACAAACAAAUUAAAAAUGAGAGCAUAAAUCGCUAGUCAUUUCACACCUAAUAUAUAUUAUAUUACCUUGUUUUUAAAUUAAUUAAAAUAAAUUCGUUUAAUAUGCUUAGUACAAAUAGAUAUAGUUAACGUAUUUUGAAGAACGUUUUACAAACAAACAAUUUAAUAUAUUAUUUAUACAGUAAUUGGUCGCUAACUAUGGCUCUCAUAAGAAGGCUCAGAGUCACACAGCGGGCGAUGGAACGAGCUAUGUUAGGAGUAUCUCUGCGUGAUCGAAUCAAAUGAGGAGAUCCGCAGAAGAACCAGUCACCGACAUAGCUCAACGAGUUGCGAAGCUGAAGUGGCAAUGGGCGGGGCACAUAGUUCGAAGAGCCGAUGGACGUUGGGGUCCCAAAGUGCUGGAAUGGCGACCCCGCACUAGUAAGCAAAGUGUUGGCCGACCCUUCACCAGGUGGACUGACGACAUCAAGCGAGUCGCAGGGAUUCGCUGGAUGCAGGUGGCUCAGUAUAGUGAUGUUUGGAAGUCCCUACAAAAGGCCUAUGUCCUGCAGUGGAUGCAGUCUAUCGGCUGAUAUGAUGAUCAUGAUGAUUAUACAAAAAAUAAGAUAUUAAAUGACAUGCAUUUUCUACCUUCAUUUCUAAUUUGUUGGUUGGUAAACAGUAUAUAUCCAGUAGUAUAGUCGAAGAUUUUAUAGUUCAGGUUCCAUCACAAUCCAUUCAGCCAGCUGGCAUUUAAAGAUUCAAUUUAAAAAAAUAUUGCUCUUGCUCUCAUUGCAAAACAUUUCAGCAAUCUUUAAAUAAAAGUUAAUUCUAAUUAUAAAUAGUUUUUGGUGGUGCAUAUUUCGCCCUUUAUUAUUUCAUAUUUGCAUGCAUAUUUUGGCAUUUUGAUAAUGCAUAUGAUCCGGUGUCUACUUAAAAUAUUACACAUAAUAAAAGCGAAGCAAAUUAUUGCAGUAGGUAGUUUUGAAUUCAUAAACCUAAAUCUACUUAGGUGUGUUUCUUGAUUACUUUUAUUACACAGCAUGAAACAAAAGCAUUAAAUUACCGUAAACUGAUAUUUGUGACAACCAUGAAGUGAUUUAUCAAAUUGUAAUUGUAAAACAAUAUAGCGUGGUAUUUAAAAUAAAUAAAAAUACGUACACGUGCGUAGGUACUUUGGCGCAUAAUAAUUUUGUAUUCAUAACUUCUGUAUGUACUUAAUUGCCUCUUGAAUUUUAUCACCACUUUUAUUAAUAUUUAAAUCGAUGAUUUUAUACGUAUUAUUUUCAAUUAUUAUUAUCACAAAUAGAUUAGAGGUAUAAAUAUGGUAGGUAUUUUAACUCUACCUCAGUAAUUCCGAUCUUAACUAGAAUUAAUGUUUUGUGUUUUAUCUGUAUUAUCUUAUAAGUAUUUGAUUUUAAAAAGACAAGUUUUUAAAAUAAUUCUUUCUCACAAAAUCUUAUUCGAAUUAAAUCUUAAGUUUCCAAUUAUUUGCAAAUUGAUUUGUGUUUUAAUUAUUCAAGAAUGAUAUUGAUAAGAAUGUUUUUAAAAUAUUGCAAUUUGAAAUAAGUUAGGCAUUUUUUAUUUUAGCUUUUGCCAUUACAUGGCAAAUUGAUGAAGGCAAUGAUGGUUAUUUUUAUUUAUUUGUAAAUACUUUUUUUAUGCAAUAAUAUUUUAAACUGACAUUUUAAAGAUGUAAUUAUUAUUUCUGUCGUAUAAAAUAAUUUCAAUUAAAAUACAAUCAGGCAUGUGAGAGUCAGCAGGGCUCACCGAACCAUUGGAUACGUAACUAUCCCAAGUCCAUAAGUCCAAAUACAGCGUUCGCCUAAAUAGCGUGAAGCUGCUUCCAACAUCAUUCAUUGUCCGCAUCAUCAUCAAUCAUCAUCAAUCAUCAUGAUCACAAAGCGUUUUAUAUCGUUCGAUUGAGGUAAAACUCUCGGUCUGUGACGCUGUAGAACAUUGAAUAAUGCUGAUAUACUCGUAAAUGUGAAGCUUUGCUAAGUGCAAGCGACUUGGUUAAGUGACAAUUACUGACGGGGGCACUGACCCUUACAUGCCUGGAUGUACUACCUAAUAAUCACAAUGAUUCGAUAAAUAUUUAUUGAUUGAUUCCCGCGAUUUUCCUGGAUUAUGUAUCUUUUUAUGAGCAUCAACAUGACACGUUAUAUUUUAAAAUACUUGAUUGCAAUUGAACUUACGAAUGCUUGAGAAGCUCUCUGUCUUUAAUGUUAAUAAAACUUUUUUUUAUAUAAUUUA